UGCGCAGUACAGCCGAGGUUCUGAUGCGGUUCGGCUGAUGUAGGUCAGAUGUAACCCAAAUGAGUCCAGAAGCAGCUUCACACAGGCCUGUGAAUGUAGGACAAGCGAACCGAAGCGAAGCUCAGCGUCGGCUCUGUCUGUGAGGAAUAGCGAUGGAGGGAUGAUCGGCACCGGCCCGGUGUUUGAUGAUGAACCGGAGCGACGGAGCGGCGGCGGCCGAGCGGGAUUUUGUUGUGGAUGGAGAGGGAAAUGUGUGCAGAACUGCAGUUUACAUGACAGACUGUCUGAAUGAAGACACUGAUAAAGUUCCUCUUCAAACGCACCCGCUGAGAGAAUUUGAACAGCACCUCAAUGAUCUGAAGAAGGAGAACUUCAGCCUCAAGCUGCGCAUCUACUUCCUUGAGGAACGGAUCCAGCAGAAGUUUGAGGACAGCAGCGAUGAGAUCUACAGGACGAACAUCGAGCUGAAGGUGGAGGUGGAGAGUCUGAAACAGGAGCUGCAGGAAAAACAGCAACUGCUGGAUAAAGCUCAGAGAGCAGCAGAGAGUCUGAGCAAUCACAAUGAAGAGGAGCUGCAGCGACGGUGUGAGGAGAGACAACAGGAGAUCGAUCACAUGCAGCAGGUGCUGGAGACCAAGAUACAGAUACUGCAGGAGGAGGCUCAGUUAGCGCGGGACGAGGCCGAGCGCAUGGCCAGUGUCGCUGAAUCUCACUCCCAGCAUCCCUGUGUCACCAUGGAAAUGGUUGCCAAGGACACACCAGGAGACACAAGCACACAGCCUGAUGAAGAUGCAGACAGUGAGAGAAUCGAGUGGCUGAGCGCUGCACUGUGCCGUAAGGAGCAGAUGAUCAGAGAGCUGACGGAGGAGAAGAUGGAGCUGAGACAGAGAUUGAGACACAUGGAGGAGCAGCUGCAGCAGCUGUCUGUGUCUCUGCUGCAGAGAGAGAGAGAUGCACAGUUCUAUCAGGAGGAGUUGGGUCGUGAGAGGCUCCGUGUGCAGCAGGAGAUGCAGAGUCUGAUAGAAGAGCAGCAGCUGCAUCAGUAUGAACACGCCGCUGGACAGUGUGUGAAUGAACUACAGCAAGCGCAGCUACAGCUCGAGUCUCUGCAGAACCAGAUCCACGAGAGCGAGUCCAGCAACAAGGAGCUUCAGGAGAAACUGUGUGAGAUGGAAUCAGAGCUCCAGUCCAUCAGACAAGCUGCUCAGAACCAAGAGAGAACCAUCCAGAACCUCACAGACAGCCUGAGAACUAAAGACACAGAGACUCAGGAGCUGUACCGUGUGAUCGAGGGCCAGAAAAACACACUGCGUAAAAUCACAGAGACCCACCAGCAGCAGCUGCAGCACACACAGACUCCAGAGGGCGCCGUGGACUCGGGGUCGGUUCUGGGCUCCCAGAGUUCUCUGUUCUCGUGUCAGCUGGAGUUGGAGGCGAGUCAGCGCACUCACAGACUGACCCAGAGACGUCUGGAGGAUCUGAUGCGAGAGCGAGAGCGACUGCAGAUCGACCUCCAGGAGGCGCUGCAGCACAAAGAUGUCAGCCACAAACACAACCAGCGCUCAAUUGAUGAGAAGUUCCUCUGUCUGGAGGAGAAGGACGGUGAGGAGCGUCAACUGCAGCUGGUGCUCCGUGAGAAAGACAGAGACCUGGAGAGACUGCGCUGCAUCCUCAGCAACAACAACGACACCAUCACGGGUUUGGAUGCUCUGGUGCGCAGUAAGGAUCUGGAUUUGGAGAGAACGCAGGAAGCGUGCCGGAAACUGGAGUGGAUGAAACAGCAGAGCGAUGAGAAACAUGCACUCGCUGUACAGGAGAGAGAUGGCAUCAUUCAUCAGCUGCAGAAGGCACUGCGCUCACACAGCAGAGAGAGCGAGGAGCUCAGGUCAGUGCUACUGAGAGAAGUGUCCGCUGCUGACAUGCUCCAGGAGCUCCAGUCCCAUCUGUCCAUGAAGGAGCGUCUGUUUCAGGAAGUGAUUUCAGACCGCAGCCAUCAGGCGCAGGAACACCACAGACAGCUGACGGAGCUGCUCCACACCAUCAGCUCCAGAGAUCAGGACAUGAAGGAUUACAGCCAGCGGUCCGGCCGGGUGAUUUCCGAGCGAUCGGGUCAGUUGCAGGAGUUGCGGAGUCAGCUAUCGUCACGGGAACAGGAGCUGAAUGAUGUGAACAGGCAGCGAGAGACAGACAUGUCGAACUCCACACCAGUACCAGCUCAGGCCAUGUGUACGAGCAGCUCAGGUGAUCUGGAUGUACAAGCCAUCAGAGAUGAACUACAGCUGACCCUUAAGAAACACAGAGAGACUGAGCGGGAGCUCUCAGAGAUGCGCUCGGUUCUGUCUGCAGGCCGUUACGACACAUCAAGCUCUGAUCAGCAGUGUGUCCUGCAGCAGCUCGUGUCGGAGCAGCAGGCGCUGAAUGAAGCUCUGAGAGCAGAGAAGAGUGUUUAUGAGAAGCUCAGACAUGUCCAGAGUCAGGAUGACAGCAGCGCUGAGAAGCUUGGAGCGAUGCACGCUGAACUGGACUCGCUUCAGGUGCUGCGCCAACAGCUGGAAGAAACCCUGAUGAGGGCCCGCGAGACGGCGCUGGUGCUGCAGCAGGCCGCACUGAUCCAGACCGACUAUGGAGAAUCCAGCAGUGAUGAAGAUGAAGACGAUCAUGACAGCAGUAGCAGUGAGGAGUUCCCAGACAGCAUAGAGGACGAUGAGAUCAAACUGACGGCUCGGAGUCUGACGAGCACACAGAGAGUUGAGGAGUUCGGCAGGGAGCUGAUGUCUCACAGUGCAUCAGAGCAGAGAAACCGAGAUGAAAGUGAGAUGGGCUGCUCCUCACUCGCUCGCUCCAGGACCGCUGUGAAUGAAGACGAGUCUGGAUUAGCAGCAGAUGAGGAGGAAUCUGUCAGGUGUCGAGGGUUGGAGAAGCGUGAAACAGAAUGGCCAAACCCCCGUGAGCCUCAGAGAGUUUACCGUACGUUCCAAGAGGAGGAAGAGGAGGAGGAAUAUGAUGAAGAAGAUGGAGAGGAAGGGGAAGAUGUAAGGGGCCCUCAGGGCAAGCGUGGGCCCCCGAGUGUGAAGCUGCGGGAGGGGAGGUGGAAGAGGAGGUGCACCAGACCUCAUUCUCUGGACCUCGGAGCUCUGCUGUCUCACAAACCUUUAGCCCAGCACACAGUUCAGGAUGUAGGAAUGAAACGGGAGGUUGAGGGUGACAGCGGCAGUUCGCGCACAGGAGGGGGUGGUGGCAUCGGCUUCUGGCAGCACGUGGAGGCGGGGCUUCGGGAGCAGGCGGAGCGUCUCCGUAGUGACCUCGCCGUGAGUCAUCAGGAGAGCCGUGAACUGCAGGAGAGACUGAUGGUGUCAGAGGCAACGGUGCAAGCGCAGGCAGAACAACUGAAAGACUACAGAGAGCUGCUGACUGAGAGCACCGUGCAGCAGGACAGUAAACAGGUGCAGGUGGAUCUUCAGGAUCUGGGAUAUGAGACGAGUGGCCGCAGCGAGAAUGAAGCUGAGAGAGACGACACCAGCAGCCCCGAGUUUGAUGAGCUGGAGACAGGCGUCUCUCUCUCGGUUUCGGUGAGCAGACGCAGUGGCUGGAACGCAGACAGCGACGGUACACAGAUGGACGAACCGUCCUCGCUGAAGCGUCUGGUGCAGGAUCUGCGCUCACAGCUCUCUCGCUGCCACAAAGUGAUCCGCGGCCUGCAGCUGCACAUCCGCUCGGUCUCAAAUACCUCAGACUAUGCCUCCAGCCUGGAGCGCACGCCGCGCAAGGUGAACUGGGCAUUUCAGGUGAGCUCGACUCACAGCGGUGCAGACGAGGACGAGGGCUGGCAGUCAGAUGGGCCACUGAGACCCAGCCGAGAGCUGCAGGAGCUGGUGAGCCGCGUGACGCUGCUGGAGACGCAGAUCAGGAGCUCCGCACACGAGGGAAAGAGCGGCUCGGAGGAUGGGAAAUGUGCCACCUGGCCUGGGAAGUACAACACACUGAUCCAGGCACAGGCACGAGAGCUGUCACACCUGCGUCAGAAGAUGCGAGAGGGGCGGGGCAUCUGCCACAUCCUCACACAGCACUUGAGUGACACGACCAAAGCCUUCGAGGAGCUGCUGCGUGCCAAUGACAUCGAUUACUACAUGGGCCAAAGCUUCCGGGAGCAGCUUUCCCAGAGUUCCUCACUCGCUCAGAGAGUCAACACCAAGAUCAGUGGACGUGAUCGUUCAGAGCAGCAGGAUGAUAAAACAGGUCACGAGCUGCUAGCGCUGAGGUUGAGUAAAGAGCUCCAACACAAAGAUCAAAUCAUCGAGUCUCUGCACACCCAGUUACAGCAGCGUUCGGACACGCCCUGCAGCAGCCACGCCCCCUCCGAGACAACAGAUCAAUCAGAUUGCGUCUCGUUUGUGUCCGAUGAGAGAGGAUCUACCAAUGAGGACGUGGACCUGUGCUCAGAUAUAGAUGCCGCCAGUGAGUUUCCACAGGAGGAGCCCCGACCCAAAGACAGAGGUGUGUUUACAGGACUCUUGUCCAGCUCACAGACUCAGAUCCAAACCCAGAGCUGGUCUGCUCACUCUAGCCCCAUGACCUUUGCCCCCCUGACCUGCCCUGACCCCAAGCACAGGAUCCUGUCUGUCCCAGCACAGCGGAGGCCGCCCAUGAGAACUUUCAGCGCUCCUCACUCACUCUCCAUCUAUCAGCUGACUGCGCAUUCCAUCGAUAACACGCUUGUAUCCCAUCAUGCACUGGGAAACAGUGGAGGCCCAUCUCUGCAGACAGAUGCAUUGUGUGACAUGGAUAAUAUGAUUCAACCAAUUAGAGGUUUUGGUGGAUCAUCUUAUUAUCAGUCUGACAACAGCCAAUCAGGUGUCGAUGUGAUUGAGGAGCAUUUGAGAGAGAUCCGAUCUCUGCGUCAGCAACUGGAAGAUUCCAUCAGAACCAACGAGAGACUGAGAAAGCAGUUAGAGGGACGUCUGGCCACAGCUGCGAGAGACACCGUGGCUCCAACCAACAUCUUUAUCCAGAGUAAUGAUGCAGUCAGUCAACUGACCAAUGAAGUCAGAGCGUUAAAGGAGGAAAAUCUGGCACUACAGUCAAGGUUACAAGCCAGCAGAGACAGAGCUGAAGAGACAGAGCAGCUCCAGGAGGCGGUGCUUUCUGGGCGUGUCCGUCUGCAGCAGGCAGAGUUAGAGGCGGAGCAAUGGAAGGAGGAGUUGAGGAGGCUACAGACACACAACUGUGAACAAAGUCAACAAAUCCAGCAGCUGCGACAGGACAGACAAAACAGUCAGGACCACAACAACAGACUGCAGCACGAGGUGACUUUACUUCUGCAGCAGUUAGCAGAGAGCAGACAGCUGCUACACUCCCUACAAAGUGAACUACAGCUGUAUGACCGCGUGUGUGGCGUGAGAAAGAGCAUCGCUGCAGAGUUGGUGUGUGGCGUGCGCUGCCCGGCGGUGGAGCUCAGGGAGCUGCUGGCGGAAGUCCGGGCUCUAAGGGCCCAGCUGGAGUGCAGUGUACAGGAGAACAGUGCUCUACGAGCUCAGCUGCAGAAACAGCUGGAUCACUGCAUCGAUCAGCGCCCAUCGCCUAUCAUCCCGGCCAGUCCGCUGCGGGAGGUGCUUUAUCGCCGACAGCUUCUGCACGACCCGUCCCCUUCUCCUCCUGUCAGAGACGUGGGGCCCCUGUACUCUCCGUACUCAGAGAUGGAGGAGAGCGCUGUGAACACUAAUGACUCAGUGGAGUCUCAUGUGGAUUUGGAAGGAGAAGCUCCGGACGGCUCGUUCGCCAACCGUAACGGGCGGCACGCCAUCGGUCACGUGGACGACUACAGUGCCCUGCAGCAGCAGGUGAUGGAGGGCCGGGCGCUGGUGCAGCGGAUGGAGGCGGCGCUGCAGUCGAGUCUCGGCUCUGCCCUGCUGGGGAUCAGCGGAGGAAAGGCUCUGGACUACAACACAGUGAAGACGCUUCUCUCCGACACCAAGACCUUGUGUCAGAUUCUGGACGAGGCCGUGUCUCUGCUCAAGAUGUUCUGGCGGGCGGCACUUCCGAGCAGCGACAGUCCCGCUCAUCUGAUUCAGAAGGAGCAGUCGAUGCGUGAGGAGAUCCAGACACUGCGUUUGCGGAUGGCUGAACAGGAGGAGGUUCUGCAGGGAACCAUCCAGCGUCUGCGCUGCUCCAACCGAACCAAAGAAAGCAUGGAGACCUUCAUCGUCAACCAGCUUUCCCGGACGCGAGAUGUGCUGAAGAAAGCCCGAGCGAAUCUAGAGAAGAAUGAGCUCAGGAUUUCCUCUCUAAGCUCCUCCUCUUCAUCUCUUUGCCAUGGUAAAGUCUUCACAGGCGCAUCCGCAGGUUCUUCUGUUUGGGGUCGUGUGACCCCUGCGUUUUCUGCGAUCGCCAUGGAAACAGCCAAUCUGCAGCAACCUGCCAAGAAGCGUGUCAGGGAGUGACUUCAGCUUUUUGCCCCCCGUUAAACCAGCUGACAACCAGUCAACACCUCUAACUCACCCGCCUUACCCUCCUUUGUCACCGCUUCUGUGUGAUUUGACCUCUUUCCUUUAACAGUGAGCCAUUAAUAUCCACAUGCCUACUGACUGACAGUUUGUGAGAAGACAGUAUUUAUCUUUUGCCACGAGACAGGGAGGAAACACAUUCUUCACUUUCUGAGAUAUAAACAGACUGCCACAGAAUCCCCUGGAGUAUCCCAGGGAUUUUUGGCAAAAACUCAUUACAUAUGUGUGGUUCAUCAGCAUGCGAGCUGUUCUGAGCACUGACCACUGUGUCACGAGACAAAUGGCAACUAAAGCGUGUGAAAUAAGUUCACGUGCUUGACAUUGUGCCAUAUAUUGUGGCACUGUUAGUAUUAGUAUGAUUGUUGAUAUUGUCAUCAUUAUCCAGUGCUACUGAUAGAAACUGAAUGUUGUGUUUAGUAUUUGCAUGAUGAGGUUGGUAAAAAGUACACUUGUUUUUUUUUUUUUUUUUUUUUUUUUUUUUUUUUUUGUGAGGUGACGUUCACCAAACAAGCCAAAGUUUGCAUGGUUGAUUUCCCUCAUUUGGCUGUUGAUGACGACUUCUGUAUGUAAACUGAUUUCAAGUAACCUGUUUACAAGCACUAUUUUAACCACCUUGUAAGAACUGUGUAGGAGUGCUUUGGGCGUCUUGGCAGUCGCUUAUGCCAGAACUUCAUUCACAAGCAAAUAAAUGGGUUGAGGACACAAUAUAGAAAGUUGAGAUUUUCUGCAUUUGCAAAAAAUAAUAUAAAAUGCGAGUAAGUUGACAUUGAUUUGUGUACAGUUACUUCUGUGCAAAUAUAAUCAAUGACAGUUUUGAAGUUUCUGAACUACAGAUUGCAAACUUUGGCAGGAAUUGGUGGGACCAGAGCUGCUGAUGUCACAAUCACGUAGCCAAUCACAAUCAGAGAUGUGUCUUUAUUGCUCUUAGAUUUGUGCUGCUGUAUAUUUUAUUUCCAAGCUGUAUAUAUAUGCCUUCCUGCUGUUUGAAUUUGGCGGUGUGGGUCAAUCUAGACAAUGUUUGCUAUAGGAUAUGCAAAUUUAUAAAACAUGGGUAGCUGUGCAAUAGCCAUUUGAUCUUGAUGUGAGACAUCAUAUAGAUGAAUUUACUGUGUACAUUACACCAGUUUAUAAACCAUAGAAGUUGCCUUGCCUCAAAUCUCUCACAUAGGAUGAAAACAUAUGCUUGUAAGUGAAUGUUGCUUUGCCUUUAAACAGCCAUGUAAGUGAUUUCUCUUCAGAGAGAAAUGUAAUAUCAAUCUUUAAAUGGCCUUAUGAGUGCUCCACAGUAUUUGGGUCUCGUAUCACUUUAUUCAGAACCACAAAUGAAAUGUAACCGAAGUAUUAAUAUGAUACACAAAUGUUUUGGAUGAAAUACCAAAGCCAGAGGGGAAAACAAACCUGAAUUCAGGUAGAGAGAGAAAUAAGCAGCAGGUGUUGGUUCUGAAAUCUGUAUAAUAUGUAUAUAGUGCUUGAAGGCUCAUUUGUUGCUAUAGUUACUGAUGUUAUGGUGUAAUGUAACAAAAGAUUGCCGACACGAGCCAAUAAAACUCUGUGUCUGAUGCUGAUGAAAAUGUGCCAUGCUUUAUUAGAGCUGCAUUUGGAGUUUAAACAGGAAUAAACAAUAGAAAUACA
Cyprinus carpio (common carp) is the source of this 8132-nucleotide messenger RNA. RefSeq names its product myomegalin. Gene Ontology annotation, cellular component: microtubule organizing center. The record is from RefSeq and is a predicted model, not a curated record. NCBI's taxonomy places the organism in Eukaryota, Metazoa, Chordata, Actinopteri, Cypriniformes, Cyprinidae.